AUCACAAGUAGCAUGGACGUCGACAAUAGCAAUGUGGUCCAAAACUGGCUCCUGCUUUUCGGGAUGCCACAUCAAUUUCCUUGGACCACCACCAGAUCUGCAGAAAUAGAAUCCCGACGCGCGCAGAUGGCCGAUGUCCUAAUUUUUGACGUUCUGCUCAUACGCGGUGGCAUCCGUCAACCAGACAUGCUUUAUCCGCCUACAGACCUACAUUCGCUCCGUAGGCUACUGGAUGUUAUCAAUGGCUCGAGUUAUGACAGCUUGAAGAAAGACUGUCUGGUAUAUAUCCUCCUGAAGUGGUUUCAAGACGGACGAGAGGCCACUUAUGCGGAGGAGAGGUGUAUCCCACCACAGUUUGUGUCCCUUGCAGAUGCAUAUUGGCAUCUGGACACUGGCAUCCACGUUGAGAAAGCAGUUUCCAUACUUUCAGAUGCGAGACUAAAUAGGGACUACGCCUCCAAAAUUAUGCAGGCGCUUUCAUUGUCCGAGGAUCCGUCCCCACUCAUCGUGAAAUACGUUCGGACCGCCAAGCCUCCGCUCAUGGAACCUGACGACAUUGAUAUGUACGCGCUUGCGCUGGCUAACUCAAGUCUAUGGGACGCGUGGCAGUUUCAACGCACUUUUCCUGAUUCCUCUGACACGCGUACGCGUCUACUCAAUAAGCUCCUAGAGUGGUGUCUUUCGCCCAAGCCACGCUCUGGACCGUUGGCACAGCUCGUAGCAUUCCCUCUAUCCCCUCCGGAACAGUCUCUGCUCCAUGCAUAUGCUCUUAAGCCACCGCAUGACAUUCCAGCUGCUUCUAUUGCCAUUGUGCAAGACCUUGUCUGCGUCCGACUUGUCCAAAGUGGAGAAUAUUUGGCAGCCAUCCAACUAGAUCGCCAGUUUUCUACCGUAGGGUCUGCUGGUGCAGAGGGCGUGAAAGCCGGGCGAGAGAGAAAGAAGAUAAUGGAUGACAUCUUGGGGAAUAUGACAUUUGUGGAAAGAACAAUGGUGGAGGGUUUGCUUAACCAACCAAGUACGUUACCUCCUGCCCCGACCCCUCAGGCAGCGAAAACCGCGCCUCCGAAACCUAGAGCCCCUCUAGGUGAUCUCAGCAUGUCAUGGGAGGAGAUUCCAUCCGCAAGUUCUUUGAAUGAGGCUUCCCCUAGUAGACCGAAUAGUCUUACACCCCGAAUCCCUGACAAGCAUACCAGUUUCUCUAGUUCUGGUCGGUUUGAGCUAAAACCAUCAUUCGCUGGGUCCAUUCCAGGGAGUUUCCUCUCCUCGCCACCCCAAAAGUCACCCGCUGUAUCACCAUUUGGUCAGCUUCCAUUGCGCAAACCUGUUGCUGCGCCGCCUGUACCCCUCGUGGGCCAAUCUGGAAUCAAAUUCGCGCAUAGCACUGCCUUAUCAAAGACUACCUACGCAUCCAACGCGCCAACUACAUCACUGUUUGAGAAAACUGGCAGUGCCAAACAGGCACCGAAUGCAUUCUACAAACCUCCGCCAGUAUCGACUGGAACGAGCCGUGCACUUCCCACAGAGGACGUGCCCACACGGCCUCAUUCUCACAGGGCAGACGACAUCAGCAUGGAAUCUGAUGACGAUAAUGCCUUCAUCAUCCAUGAAGAUGGCGACGUCAGUAGCAUGCCGGAUGACAUGGAUGAUGAGCCUGAGCUCGGCUUCUCCGUGUUUGGCAACAAGAGCUCACCUGAACAACGCACUCGUGCACCCGCGUCUAAGCAGGUGGAAACCAAGAAACGUGCACCUCCAGGCGCAUUUUAUGAUGAGGACGAGGACGAAAGUGAUGCUGGUUCCCCUCUCAAAAGCGCUGUUCCGCGACAUCGCGGUGCCCGUCGGCCUCAGCCUCGCGCGCGUUCACCUAGUCCUCGACGCAAACCCGUUAGUUCCUGGAAAGAUAAUACAAAUAAUCCUGUUCUCGCACAGACCAUACCUGGCUCUUUACUUGAUGAUGAAGAAGACCGGGACGAAGAUGAUAUCACUCCCCUGCCGCCGUCACGUACGGCUCGUAAAACCCGAACGGGCACCUCAAUCAAAGUCAAACCUGUGAAGGACGAAAAGACGCCUGCGCGCCGAUCAUCUAGGUUGUCAACGGCUUCAUCAGUGCUUUCCGUGUCGCCAGAACCGUCACCGCCUUCUGUGGAGGCGGCCAAACCUAGGAAAAGCACACGAAAUUCGACAACGGGUACUGGCGCGGCCAAUGCUACACGGAGUAGCUCAAGAAGAAAGGCCGUCAAGAGUUGAGAUUGCUGUCGUGUUUUUGAGUGCAGUCGACUUCAAACUUUUAGUAU
Messenger RNA from Suillus discolor, 2291 nucleotides. Its product is annotated as nuclear pore complex assembly-domain-containing protein. The coding region runs from base 13 to 2244 and encodes 743 amino acids. The transcript is spliced from 4 exons. Lineage: Eukaryota; Fungi; Basidiomycota; Agaricomycetes; Boletales; Suillaceae. The record is from RefSeq and is a predicted model, not a curated record.